This is a messenger RNA of Corticium candelabrum, 1339 nucleotides long. RefSeq names its product ubiquitin thioesterase OTU1-like. The record is from RefSeq and is a predicted model, not a curated record. The transcript is spliced from 8 exons. The coding region runs from base 27 to 1022 and encodes 331 amino acids. Gene Ontology annotation, molecular function: cysteine-type deubiquitinase activity; protein binding. Lineage: Eukaryota; Metazoa; Porifera; Homoscleromorpha; Homosclerophorida; Plakinidae. Gene Ontology annotation, cellular component: cytosol; nucleus. Gene Ontology annotation, biological process: protein deubiquitination; endoplasmic reticulum unfolded protein response.
UAGUGUGUGUGUCCACAACAACAGAAAUGUCUAGGAAAAUACUUAUUCGUUGUCAAACUCCACGAAUUAGUUUUUCCAUCAGUGAACUAACCGCUAACUCUGCGGUACUCGAACUUCUGGACAUUGUUGAGAACGUUACCGGCAUUCCUCCUGCACAGCAGAGACUUCUUAAGGGUUACCCACCAUGUGAGGUGGUUGGAUCCGAUGUAUUGUCGUCAAUCCAUUCACUGGGCAUUCGGUCAGGUGAUAGCAUUAUUGUUGAGCAGCGGCAACCACCUGGUGACAUGGUAGCAGCCAUGAGUGGACGCUCAAGUGGUUUACAGGGUUCAAGAACAUCAGUCGGUCAACAGCCACCGAGUUUAUCUACCAAACAUGCUACAUCACCUUUAAACAAGAGCAACUCGUUCGCUUCUCCUGAUUUACAGCAAAGGAACGUCAAGCGCAAGGUUGUUUCUGCUAAUAACUCGUGUCUGUUUGCAAGCAUAAGUUAUCUAUUUGAGAACCACACUUUAUCAAAGGCAGCAGAGAUGCGGAAGCUUGCAGCAGACGUCAUAGCCAGCGAUCCAACAACCUACGAUUCUGUCUUGUUGGGAAGGUCGAAUAGCGAGUAUGUUGACUGGUUACGGAAAGACACAAGUUGGGGAGGAGCACCUGAACUAGUUGUAUUCUCUAACUUUUAUGAUGCGGAAAUCAACGUUGUUGACAUCCAACGGGUGACACUAGAAGAGUUUGGGAAGGACAACAAUUGUUCAAAGAGAGCGUUUCUAUUUUAUAAUGGUGUACAUUAUGACCCUCUCUACAUGGAAGUUAAUGGUCGAGUAAAAACCAUCUUUCCACGUUCAGAUGAAGACAUUAAGAUUCGAGCACUGGCAUUAGGAUCAGAAUUGAAAGAGGCUCGUCAAUGUACUGAUCUUCAUGGAUUCACUCUGAAGUGCAUGGUUUGUAAUCUUCCUCUGAAAGGUCAACAACAACUCAAUCAACAUGCAGUAUCAUCAGGACAUAUGAAUUUUAGAGAGAUCUAAAAGACUAUUGGACGUUCAUGUUUAGCAGGUAUAUCCCUGCCUCUGUGAGGUGCACUUGGUUGAUUUCCAACGAUGGCUGUAACUAGCAAUAAUGCAGUUGUACAGAUAUGUUUGUAGAUUAUGUAUAAAGCAUUGUAAAUGAAGCGAUAAAACCUGUGUCGGGAUCUUUACUGGUAGAUUGGGUGUUGCGGUCUGGUACACAAAAUAUGUAGUGGAGCGGGUGCAACCACUUUUUUCUUGUCACAAUGUGCAUGUAUAGCACGUGUGCCAGUAGCUAAAUAGAAACCCUUAUUACUUCCUCACUACUUAUUAUGAAG